AUCGAGCACCGUAGCAAUCACCAUGAAGCACUUUUUCAAGCUGCUCGAUCCGAUGGCAGUGAUGCCAUUCACGUUGCGCUGUUUGAGCUUCUUCGGACUUCGCGGUCGCCACCCGUGGCACUUUAGAGUAGGUAUGUUCCUCGUGCUGGGGCUCAUUACGGUGCCCAAGGUUGUGUUCGGGUAUCGAAGCCGGAUCGAUCUGAUCAUCCGGGGUGUGUCGGAGCUGCUGUUUGACGCGUUGAUUGACAGUCGGGUGAUCAUUUUCGCCUUUAAACGGACGGAGUUUGAGCGGUUGAUUACGAUACUGCGCAGGGAGUUCAAUAAAGUGAAUACAUUGAAUAGCAACUCUCCACUAAUAAAAAUUGUGGAAAUUUCCAAUAGAAAGAUCGACAAGUACUGCAAGAGAUAUGUUCUGUACGUGAUGCUGGCAGUUUCGUUAUUCUUUUGGCCUCCAGUGGCGCAGUCCGUUACAAUCUGGUACCACCAUCAGCACGACAGCAACGGCACCAACCUUGAACUGGUCACAAUUAUGGAACAAGAGUUUUAUUGGUUAGAUAUUCGAGGCAACACGAUUCACUACAUAAUUUACAUAGUUUUUGCCCUUCCGAGCCAUCACUACAGUGCUGCGUUCUUCACCCUUUCCGGGCUCAUUAUGUACUCCAGUAUCAAAAGCAUCACGACGCUAUUUGAGGUGGUAUCUACGAGGUUGGCAACACUGCACGAGUUGUGCAACGAUGAACUUCACCAAGAGUUGGCUGAACUAGUUAAAAUGCAUAUCGAUAGUUUGAGGUGUAUUGAAUUACUAGAAAACAUUAGCCACCUCGGAAUUGUGAUACAAAUCGUGGAUUGUAUAGCAAUAUGGAUACUAAUGUUUCUCUCUUUGAACGCUAACUUCAACCUAAAUUCAAUAAGUUUGUUAGUACUACUCAUCGUAAUGACAGGGGAAACGUACACACUUUGCCGUCUUGGGACAGAACUUUCUUCAGCGAGUCUGGCGAUCGCCGAUGCCAUCUACAGCUGCCACUGGAUCCAGAUGCCGGUGGACGUUCGCCGGAAGCUGGCCUUCAUGAUGCGAAUGGCGCAGAAGCGGAAGGGUCUUACGGCGGCCAACUUUUACUUUGUGGACGUGCAGCAGUUUGCCAACAUUGCCCAACGGUCGUACUCGAUCUUUAUUGUGCUGAAGGAUGUGAUUUAGUUUGAAGAAUGUAUACAUUACAAAUCAAUCAU
This is a messenger RNA of Culex quinquefasciatus (southern house mosquito), 1227 nucleotides long. RefSeq lists its product as uncharacterized. Gene Ontology annotation, biological process: detection of chemical stimulus involved in sensory perception of smell; sensory perception of smell. Bases 23 to 1195 code for a protein of 390 amino acids. Lineage: Eukaryota; Metazoa; Arthropoda; Insecta; Diptera; Culicidae. Gene Ontology annotation, molecular function: olfactory receptor activity; odorant binding. Gene Ontology annotation, cellular component: plasma membrane. The record is from RefSeq and is a predicted model, not a curated record. The transcript has 6 exons.